GGUUGGGCCUGGGCCGCUCCUUCUGCGCGUGCGCACUCACUCACUGAGGCAGAGGAGUCGAGUGGAAGCAGGCCCGGGCCCUUCUCCCUUCCUUCUUCCCUUCUUCAGGGCGCGAUGGCGGAGGGCGGUCGGCCCCAGCGGAAGAUGUCCCGCGCCGGAGAGAGCCUCUACCGGGUGCUGGGCGUGGAGAAGGGCGCCUCCUCGGAAGACCUCAAGCGGGCCUACCGGAAACUGGCGCUGAAAUACCACCCGGACAAGAACCCAGACAACCCAGAAGCGGCCGAGAUGUUCAAGGAGAUCAACAACGCCAACACCACCCUCAGCGAUGAGAACAAGCGGCGGAUCUACGACGAGUACGGCUCCAUGGGGCUCUACGUCUCGGAGCAGUUUGGCGAGGAGAGCGUCAAGUACUACUUCCUCAUGUCCAAGUGGUGGUUCAAGCCACUGAUGGUCUGCUGCAGCCUGGUCACCUGCUGCUGUUGCUGCUGCUGUUGCUGCUUCUGCUGCGGGAAGUGCCGCCCCCCGGAAGACGAGGAGGCCUACAAGUACGUCAACCCCGAAGACCUGGAGGCCCAGAUCCGGGCAGAGGACGAAGGUGCCAUCCGGAUGCAACCCACAGCCGGCGCCUCCGUGCACACCACAGACGAGACCCAGACCCGCAAGCCCUGACCAGGGUCAUGCUGCCGGUCACCCCAGAGCCCCCCACCUUCUGCAGCCAUUCCAGAGAGGCCCGGUCCCUGAGCGCCGGCUCCGGCCUGCCACUGGACUCUGGGGCGGAUGGGCCAGCGUUCCCUCUCCCCCUGGACUGUGAGGCCUGCCAUUUGGGGGGUGUGCUUGCCCCCCCCCAAGGUGGGGUGAGGGCCUCGGACCCCGGGCCCCUCCCAGGCCCCACUAGCCUUCUUCUUCUCAGGGAACAGCGCCAAGGGCUUGUGCGGAUCUCGCCCAAGAGGAAGAGGAGGAGGAGGAAGAGGACCCUCCUCUCUCUGCCUCUCUCCCCACAGCCAAGAAGCGGCUCGUGGGGCCCCCUUGGCCUGUCUUUGCGUGGCUUCCCUUCCUUCCGGCUUUCCUUCAGGCCAGGGAUGGGUGGAAAAGAGGGGCUGGGGUGUCCCCCCCCCACUCCCUGCCUCGCUUGUCCCUCUCAGGCCAGGCUGCCCUGUCCUUGACUUAUGUGGCCUGGGGUGCUGACCAGCGCUUGACCAUGCCCUCUGCAGCUUGGCCCAGCUUGCGGCAAUGACAACGAGCGAGUGAGCGGGGUGUAUGUGCGGAAGGGGCAGCCCCGUCCCCUCCCUCCCUCCCGCCUCGGUGCCAAACUGCAUCCCGUGGGACCCAGAGGAAGGGUCGAGGCCUGAGCCCUGCCCUUUGCGACUGGGGCCUCGGAAAGGCCACUCCGGCCACUGUGAGGCGGCUGCUGCUGCGUCUUGGCCGCCCGCUCCUGUGGGGCAAGCCCUGGACGAAGGGCCCUUUUCACACUGUGACAAAUGCAUUUUAUGAUGAUGAUGAUGAUGAUGUCAAGGGUUUUGAUCUUCUGCACAAUUAAAGGUUUCCAAAAGAAA
Messenger RNA from Anolis sagrei ordinatus, 1553 nucleotides. It is a transcript of the gene DNAJC5G, whose product is annotated as DnaJ heat shock protein family (Hsp40) member C5 gamma. NCBI's taxonomy places the organism in Eukaryota, Metazoa, Chordata, Lepidosauria, Squamata, Anolidae. The record is from RefSeq and is a predicted model, not a curated record.